UCGCACGGACGUCGGGUGUUCAAGAACAGAACACGAGAAAGGAACGAACUGCGAAAUGGGCAUGUCGCAAACGACUUCGAGUUGUAUCUCACGCGGAUCAACUGUCGCCAGAGUGCGAGGCUUUGUAUAAAUAUUACAAAAAAGCCAAAAAACAAGUGGACUACUUCAGACGAGCCAAGAUGGCGUCUAAGUUGUCAAAAGAGGCUUCGUUCAAACAAUUAGUGGCAGGAAUGAACUCUGUGGCAAGAAAAUUUCUGUGGAUGCAGAUUAAACUCUGUACUACGAGUAAAAAAGGCAGAAGGUUUAGCCUAGAGGAGAAAGUAAUUGCACUUUCAAUUAUGAAGCAAAGCCCGAAAUGCUACAGAUUCUUGCAGAGAAUAUUCAUCCUGCCAUGCAAAACGACACUGAACAAGUUGUUAUUAAAUGUGAACAUUGAAGCUGGCAUUAAUACUCAAGUCUUUAAUGUCAUUAAACAAGAGGUCUGCAAAUGGAAUGGGGCCAAAAGAAUGUGUUCCAUAAUAUUUGACGAGAUGAAGUUGGAGGCUGGCGUCCAUUACUCGAGAAAACAUGACAAUAUCAAUGGAUUCGUGGAAUUGUCUGAGAAGACCAACCACUUGGCCGACCACGCUCUAGCAUUUAUGAUUAAAGGCGCGGUUUAUAAGUGGCAACAACCGAUGGCGUAUUAUUUCUCCGAAGGUGCCGCGUCGGGUCCGCAGAUGAAGGCCAUCAUCAAGGCAAUAGUGUCGGCCGUGUGCGAGACGGGCCUGCAGCCGAUCGCUGUGAUAAGCGACCAAGGGACUUCGUUUCAAAGCGCCUUUAAAAGCCUUCAAGAGGAUACUAGAAGAUCACAAAUCUUAGCAGGCCAGGAGCCCAAUGACACUAUACACUUAAAUGGCCAAAGCCUUAGUGUGUUGUAUGACCCGCCACAUUUAAUUAAAGGAGUCAGGAAUAACUUCUUAACGAAGAAUAUUGUAAUGGAGGAUAAAGUCUCUAAGUGGCAGGACUUGGUGGACGUGUACCGCACCGACUGCGGCCACGCGCAGGCUCGCCUGCUGCACAAGCUCAACGACGAGCACAUACUCCCGGAGAAAAUUAAAAAAAUGAAGGUGAAAAACUGUGUACGUGUUUUCAGUCAAACCAUGGCAGGAGCUUUAUCCUACACAGCUUCAUUUUCGCACUACGCGGACGGCACACCGGUCAGCGCGACGCUGGCCAACACGGCGGAGCUGGUGGCGUUCCUCGACGACCUCUUCGAUAGCGUCAACGGUGCCAGCACGCACCACAAGCACACCAAGGGAAAGAAAUUACGGACUGCAGUGACAGAAAACUCUGAACAUCACGCUUUCUGGGCGAAGGCCAUACCUAUCAUCGAAAACAUGAAAUUCUGCGAUCAGAACGGCAAACUGACCACAGUGCCGAGCUUAAGAAAUUGGGUGACGACGUUAAAAAGUUUUCAAAGGCUGUGGCAGGUCAUGAAAGAUAAAAACAUAAAGAUAAUGCGCCCGCGGUAUUUUAAUUCUGACGCGAUCGAAAAUUUCUUUGGAAGAGUGCGGGCAUACAAUGCCAGAAAUAAUGACCCGACCUGCUACGCCUUUGAGUGCACAUUUAAGUCAUUACUAAUUACUAAUUUUAUAAAAUUUCACGAAAAUACUUAUAAUUGUGAAGAAGACUGUGCUGAGCAAGUUAUUAAAAUUCAAUCAUUGUUUUCGCACACCGAAGAAACCAGUUUAAUGGACGAGAAUACUGCCAUAUCAGUUGAUUCUGCGCCUUCCUCAUUUUCGGUCUCCAACGAUCGUGAGGACGGCGCAGAACAACUAUUGGUUCAAGCCACACGGGAGCGUCUACAUGUACACUCGCGGGCAUAUACCGCGGGAUGGGUCACUAGAAAAGUAUUGAAAACACUUGGUUGCAAAAACUGUGAAAAAGAUUUAACAACAGAAGAAACAGAUAUCCACAAAUGGAUAUCUAAAAGAGAAUAUAAUGUAAUUAAAAAAAAUAAAUUGACCUAUCCCUCGGAGCAUGCUGUGGCGUCUUUUGGCAACAUUGUCGAAAAAUCAAAUGAAUAUUUGGAACACAACGCGCAUAAAUCAAACAUAAAAAAACAAAUCACUCAAAUUUUAAUGUCCAAAUAUUCAUUUGAUUUUAUCAAAUGCGAAAGUCACCGUGAUUUGGCUAGGCAGACGUUCAUUUCUGUAUCUUUAACUCUGAGCAUUUUUAACUGGUGUAAUACAAUAAAUAAAAUUUUAAAAGGCACCGAUGUAUCGAGACUGAAUAUUAAGAACUUGCCUCUCAUGCAAGCACAGGCUUACAGGAAAUAUAAGAAAAGGUUCAGAAAUAAAUGAUAAUAAGUAUUA
Messenger RNA from Cydia strobilella, 2354 nucleotides. RefSeq lists its product as uncharacterized. The transcript is spliced from 5 exons. The coding region runs from base 180 to 2342 and encodes 720 amino acids. The record is from RefSeq and is a predicted model, not a curated record. NCBI's taxonomy places the organism in Eukaryota, Metazoa, Arthropoda, Insecta, Lepidoptera, Tortricidae.